Solenopsis invicta (red fire ant) is the source of this 3015-nucleotide messenger RNA. Its product is annotated as SET and MYND domain-containing protein 4. The transcript has 7 exons. Gene Ontology annotation, molecular function: protein binding. Lineage: Eukaryota; Metazoa; Arthropoda; Insecta; Hymenoptera; Formicidae. Bases 205 to 2250 code for a protein of 681 amino acids. The record is from RefSeq and is a predicted model, not a curated record.
UUAUAUAUAAAUUUGAAAUUAAUAUCUCUUAAUUCUCUCUCUCUCUCUCUCUCUCUCUCUCUUGAUAAAAAUAAAUAUGUUAAUAUAUUAUUGUUAAAAUCAUCCAAGUGCUCUACUAUAAAAUUAUGUCCAACGUAAAUUCGCGCGUAUAAUUCUUAGUUGUUAUCCCGCAUUAAUAAAGAAAGAUAUAUAAAAAAAAGAAUCAUGUCGGGAAAUGUGCCCGAACCAGAAAUUGGUGGAUUUUUUCGCUCGAAUUUGUUAGCGGUGAGAAAGGCGAUUCGCCAGCAGGAUUUCAAGAAGUUUGCUGCUCUCGAAUCGAACGCUAAAAGAGUGGCUUUCGUUUUGAGCUAUCCCGAAGCUCAUCAAUUACCCCUGGAGGUAGAGAAACCUAUGGUCAAGGAUCGCGAUGGUGCUAUUCAAUUCAAGGACGUCGGGAACAAAUUUUUUGGUCGCGGCGAAUUCGCGAAGGCCUUGGAAACGUAUUCGAGCGCAGCCGUUCUAGCGCCGUCAACAGAGCUAAGCGUCAUUUUGGCGAAUCGUUCGGCCACGUUGUACCACUUGGAGCGUCACGACUACGCGUUGGAAGACAUCGAAGAAGCUUCGCAACUCGGUUACCCGAAGAAUCUUCUUUAUAAGCUCGAAGAGCGACGGGCCAGGUGUUUACUGGGCCUGAAGAGAUACGAUGAGGCGGUCGAGGCGUUCAGGCGGGCUCUCCGGGCCCUGGAUGAUGCCAGGAUACCCUUGGAGCGCAAGCAAAAGUUCGAGGCGGACAUCAGGGUGAUGCUCGCGGUGAUGGACAAGGGUAAACAGCUUAACGAGGCCGCUACCACGAAUCCUUCGCGUGUUCACGGCAAACAAAAAUCCAACGCGCGUUUGGAAGACAGAUUUAUCCCGGAGAAGAAGAGGAAUCCCCUGUAUCCCGCUUGCAGCAAAGCGGUGGAGAUCAGGGACGAUGGGGGUGAUGUAGGUAGACACGCCGUGGCGACCAGGGAAAUAGUGCCAGGCGAGAUCGUGAUCGUCGAACGAGCGCAUUGCGCGUUUCUGCUGGAGGAGAACAGGCUCACGCAUUGCAAUCUGUGCUUCGUGAGGAUAUUCGUGCCGACGCCAGCAGCUUGUCGCACUUGCAACUGCGUCAUGUACUGCAGCCGCCGCUGCAGAGAUGCGGAUGCCGAAGUGCACUCGCGGGAGUGCAAGUUACUGCCGGCCUUGUGGCACUCAAAAGCUUCGGUCACGUGCUUUCUGGCCCUAAGGGCGAUUACGCAAAAACCUUUCGAGGAAACUAUGAAGCUGAAGGAACGACUCACGAAUCCCGGAAGUGCGUCGAAGAUCUCCACCGAGAAUCCAUAUCGAGGAGACGAUUAUGCAAAUACCUUUUAUAAUUUAGUUACUCAUGAAGACAAAAGAAUGCCCGAAGAUAUUUUUCACCGGGCCUAUAUGGCGGCCUGGCUGUUAAGAUUGCUAAGAGCAGGCGAGUACUUCCCAGAAAAUGUAAAAACCGUCGACUCAGUGGAUAGUAAAUUGUCAGACGAAGAGUUGUUUAUCGCGGAGCUGUUGUUACACAAUUUGCAGUUAUUGCAAUUCAAUUCACACGAAAUUUCAGAACUGGUAAGGCCGAAAGGAGCAAAAACACUCGCUAAAGCAAAGAGUAUGUUCAUAGGCGGUGGUGUUUAUCCUACAGUAGCGAUGUUGAAUCAUUCAUGCAAUCCUGGCGUAGUUCGGUAUUUCAUUGGCACCACCAUGAUAGUUCGCGCUAUUCGUACGAUCAGCGUAGGUGAAGAGAUCUCUGAAAACUACGGUCCCAUCUUCACAACCACGCCCGAGAUUGAACGAAAAAGAAAAUUAAGGGUGCAAUAUUGGUUCGAUUGCAAUUGCGAGGCGUGCUCGGGGCAUUGGCCACUUCUCGACGAAUUGGAUCCAACAAUACUUAGAUUUAAAUGUGAGACUGGACCGUCCUGCGGUAACGUGUUGCUGGUCAGAAGCGAUACGAAGGAGUUCAUGAUCGGAUGUGCGAAGUGCGGCAAGAGCACUAACAUCUUGAAGGGUUUGAAGGUUCUACAGGACACGGACGCGCUUUUUAGGGUCGCAUCGACGAAUCUCGAGGAAGGUCGAAAUGAACAAGCGCUGAAAGCAUAUCUGGAGAUCUUAAAACUACUGGACGAGAACCUGGCUUUGCCUAUUAGAGAUUAUCAUUUUUGUCAGCAAGGAGUGAGAUUGUGCACCCUUGCUUUAGGUAAUACAGCUUAUAUCUAAUCUCAGAUAUCAAAUAUUCAUACUAGAAAUCUUUCUAUUACAAAAUAACAUUUCUUCUGCAUUUAAAUAUAACUUGAUUAAUAUUAAAGUUAAUUUCUUAUCUCUUAUCAGAAUGCUUACAGACAUCAAAUAUAAAAAAUAUAAAAAUAUAAUUUUUAAAAGUUUUCUUAAAAUUUUUCAAAGUUUUCUUAAAAUAAAAAAAAGUUUUUUGGGGAAAAAUAACACAAAAUAUUAUUUUUCAAUGUAAAGACAAUCGUGCAAAUUUCUCAUCAUAAUCGUAACGUACGUACAAAGAAAAGACAAUUUAUUCAAAUUUUGUACACUGAUUAUUCACAAAUUUAUUGUAUAUUUCUAAUACAAGUCAUUCUAAUACAAGUAUAUAAAACAAUGUAUUGAAAGAAAAAAAUCUUUUCUCAUUCUUUUAUCAAAUAGCAGAUAAUUAAUAAACUCACCUCAACGAUAAUUAAUGAUAAUAAUAAUAAUUAGAUCCCAGAAGUUUGCGUGUGAAAUUCCGGGUUGUGCAUCACUACGUGCAAUUGUCGACAUGUGCGCAUAUGUACGUUCAGUCGUUCGUCACACAUAGAACUAGCACGCAGCAGUAUCCAGCGACGCCGGGUUUUGCGCAAACUUUCGGGCCUUUAUUAUUAUUAUUAUUAUUAUUAUUAUUUUUAUUAUUAUAAUUAAUCAUGAAAUCUCUCUAAAUGUAAUGAUAAUAAUGGAUAUAGAAUAAUAACUUGCUUUGUAGUUUUAUGUUAUAGCGGAGUC